CUGGGGGAGUGCUGUGUCAGUGCCCAGGCAGACCCCAGAGCUGACCUCUCCCUGUCCAGCCAUGGGUCUCAGUCUUCUGCUGCUGUUCCUGGGACUAGCAGGUCAGGGCUCUGUAGGAAGCUUCCCUGAGGUGCUGCAGGCCCCCGUAGGGAGCUCCAUUCUGGUGCAGUGCCAUUACCGGCUCCAGGACGUCAAGGCUCGGAAAGUGUGGUGCCGGUUCUUGCAGGAGAGGUGUCAGCCUCUGGUGUCAUCAGCUGUGGAUCGCAACGCCCCACGGAACCAGCGCACGUUUCUCACCGACCUGGGUGGGGGCCUGCUGCAGGUGGAAAUGAUUACCCUGCAGGAGGAGGACGCUGGGGAGUACGGCUGCGUGGUGGAGGGAGCAGCGGGGCCCCAGACCUUGCACAGAGUCUCUCUGGACGUGCUCACCCCAGCUCCUGGCCUGACAGAGGAGGCAGAGAAGGACUAUAAGACUGGCAGUCAGGCUGAAGACCCCUCGUCGGACACUGUGGGCAGUGCCAGUCCUUUGGAACCUGGCCAGGAUGAGAAGAGCAUUCCCUUGAUCUGGGGUGCUGUGGUCCUGUUGGGCCUGCUGGCGGUGGCAGUGGUGCUGUUUGCUGUGAUGGCCAAAAGGAAAGGGAACAGGCUUGCUGUCUGUGGCCGAUUCCAGAGCAGCACGGACCCCUCUUCAGCGGUCCACCCCACCGGUGAUUCUGCACUGGCUACUGGACCGCCAUCGGAUGUACCUUAUGUUAGGCUUGACUCGCCGCCUUCCUUCGACAAUACCACCUACGCCGGCCUACCUCUUGACUCCCCAUCAGGGCAACCUGCAUCCCCAGCCCCAUCCUCUUUGCCCCCUUUGCCUCCUAAGGUCCUGCCUUGCUCCAAGCCUGUGACAUAUGCCACAGUUGUCUUGCCAGGAGGGAGAAAAGCUAGAGAGGCCUCCUGUGAGCCGGCCCAAGAAACUCCUAACAGUGAGACUCCACCUAGCUAAGCUGCUCCCCACACUGCACACUCCUGGGGACCAUCCCUGGGAGUUCAGUGCACGCUUCCAUUCAGCCCAUGUCCUAGAUCCUUAGCAUAUCCAAGCAACUCGGGCCUUCCGCAGCUAGUCUAAUGUCUUGACUUUACUGACAGGGAAAGUGAUGCUCAAAAAUGAUUGGGUUAUCUUGGGAAGUCCCCUGUGCUGGUCCCUCUGCCACAUGAGGCUAAAUAAACCCUAAACAAUGAUA
This is a messenger RNA of Tupaia belangeri chinensis (Chinese tree shrew), 1232 nucleotides long. It is a transcript of the gene TREML1, whose product is annotated as triggering receptor expressed on myeloid cells like 1. Lineage: Eukaryota; Metazoa; Chordata; Mammalia; Scandentia; Tupaiidae. The transcript has 6 exons. Gene Ontology annotation, molecular function: transmembrane signaling receptor activity. The coding region runs from base 62 to 994 and encodes 310 amino acids. The record is from RefSeq and is a predicted model, not a curated record. Gene Ontology annotation, biological process: platelet activation. Gene Ontology annotation, cellular component: plasma membrane.